Theobroma umbraticum is the source of this 1893-nucleotide messenger RNA. It is a transcript of the gene KNAT1, whose product is annotated as homeobox knotted-like protein. Lineage: Eukaryota; Viridiplantae; Streptophyta; Magnoliopsida; Malvales; Malvaceae. Gene Ontology annotation, cellular component: nucleus. Gene Ontology annotation, biological process: regulation of DNA-templated transcription. Gene Ontology annotation, molecular function: DNA binding; DNA-binding transcription factor activity, RNA polymerase II-specific. The record is from RefSeq and is a predicted model, not a curated record.
AGCAACUAGAAUAGAGUGAAUUUUGGUACGUCCGUGAGAGCAAGUGCAAUAAUAAAUAUAAAGAAGAGAGAGAGAGGGGGGGAGAAAGGAGGGCAAAGGAAAAGAAAGGGAGAAAAAAUCUACAAAUCCAAUUGCCUUAUCUCUUGGUCUUCUUUCUUUGCCUUUAUUAAUUUUCAAAUAUUUCUUUUUCUUUCAAGAAAAGAACGUCUUGUCAACCACCCAAAGCCGCGCAGUCGCUGGGCGGUUCCGGCUUGAGCUUAACCUUUCUCUCCUCCUCCCUUCAACCCUUGUCAGAUCACCUCAAAUUUCUCAGUUUAUCUCUUGUUUUUAUGAUUUCUUUUGGCUAUCCUUUUUGAUCUUCUCUUUAGCAUGAGCAACUCGUGGUGCAAUUUCACUUCAAGGCCUCCGUGACAUAAAACUGCAAAGAAUUUCAAUAUUCCCUAUUAAUACAAAGUUCAAGUCUACUCGAUUUGAUAUGAAAAUGGAAAAGCUUCUUGCAGUUAGAUGAGUAGGGUCUCUAGCUAUCCUCUUUAGGAUUUCUAUUCCUUUAUACUUACUUCUUUCUUUAGGGUUUUACGUUUUCUUUGUCUUGGCUUCAAUUUCCAGCAAGAGAGAGAAUUUUUUGGCUUGUUUAAGCUCACCUGGGUCUGUCGAAAAUUCACAACAAGGAAAAAUGGAAGAAUAUAAUCAGCUAAACGAGAAUAAUACUCCAAGGGGAAAUUUCUUGUACGCAUCUCCAGUUCUUGCACCAAAUUCUUCUCCAUACGGGAGAGCAAGUAGCGGCUCUAACGUCAGUAAUCAGCAGGCCCAGAUGCCUCUAACCUCCUUUCAUCUUCAAUCGAGCGAGUGCUACCAAUCCGAGGCACACCCAAUUGUGAAAACUGAAGCAAGCACCUCGCAACAUGGCCAAAAAUUUCACUACCCUUUAUUGAGAGGGCAUCAAGCAAUUCAUCACCAGCAAGAAGGGAACGAAAGCUCCAGUACUGAAGUAGAAGCUAUUAAAGCCAAGAUCAUUGCUCAUCCUCAGUACUCUAACCUGUUGGAAGCUUACAUGGAUUGCCAAAAGGUAGGAGCCCCGCCUGAAGUAGCAGCCCGGCUAGCAGCUGCUCGACAAGAGUUUGAGGCAAGGCAGCGAUCAUCGGUGACAUCAAGAGACAACUCUAAAGACCCGGAACUCGAUCAGUUUAUGGAAGCUUACUAUGACAUGUUAGUGAAAUAUCGCGAGGAACUAACGAGGCCAAUACAAGAAGCAUUGGAUUUCAUGCGGAGAAUCGAAGCUCAACUGAAUAUGCUCAGCAAUGGUCCCGUGCGGAUCUUCAACUCUGAUGAGAAGUGUGAGGGUGUUGGUUCUUCUGAGGAGGAUCAAGACAAUAGUGGUGGAGAAACCGAACUGCCUGAAAUUGAUCCACGUGCUGAAGAUCGAGAACUGAAGAACCACCUAUUAAGGAAAUACAGUGGUUACUUAAGCAGUCUCAAGCAAGAACUCUCCAAGAAAAAGAAGAAAGGGAAACUACCCAAAGAAGCUAGACAGAAAUUGCUUAGUUGGUGGGAGUUACACUACAAAUGGCCAUACCCUUCAGAGACGGAGAAGGUGGCAUUGGCUGAAUCAACUGGUUUGGACCAGAAACAAAUUAAUAAUUGGUUCAUAAAUCAAAGGAAGCGUCACUGGAAACCUUCUGAAGACAUGCAAUUCAUGGUGAUGGAUGGUCUCCAUCCACAGAAUGCAGCUCUCUAUAUGGAUGGUCACUACAUGGGUGAUGGUCCUUACCGUUUGGGCCCUUGAUAAUGUGCAAUACAGCAUUAAAUUACCUUCUGCCUGUAUCUGUGAGUGUUUGUUUAGUUACAUUGCAGUCAAAGUAUAUGAGAUCUAUAGUCUUCCCUUGUUUUCUUUCA